AUGGCGGCCACGAGUGCAAGUGAAGACCGCAUCGCUCUCCUCAAGGAAUUCUACAAGGAGAUGCUUGAUUUUGAGGACUACAUCCCAUCUAGGAGGAAGCUCUUACGGCAAAGGGCAGUGGGCAUGCUGCGAGAGGAUGGAAAGAAGAAGGGUAGCCGAGGUCCCAAUGACCAGAAGCAAGACAUGGAGAUCGACAGCCAAUGGCGCCUCGAUGAAGAAGAGGAGGAGCCAGAUGAGGCAGAAGAGGAACCAGAAGAGGAAGAAGAGCAAGAAUUAGAGCAAGAAGAGCCAGAAGAGGAGCAAGAAGGGGCAGAGGAUGAGCAAGUGGAGGAGCAGCAAGAAGAACAACCAGAAGGUUCUGAGGAGGAAGCCAACGAUGAAGACAAGGAAAAGAUGCAGCCAAACAAGAAUGAAGAGAAGACCAAUGUGGAGAAGCUUCGAAAGAUGAAUCAUAUAGAGCGAAAGACAACAAGGAUUGAGGGUGAAGAAAUGGAGGGUGGCAAGCAGGAGGCCAAGCCAAAGGAAAAUGAAGAUGGCCACAAGCCUCAACCAAAGAAAGAGAAGGAGGCAGACACGGGGGUCAGGAAGGAAGAGGCGGAAGAAGUGAAGGAGGAGGUAGAGCAUGAAGAAAAGAAUGAGAGGGCCCAACGCAAGAAGCAUGCAAAGGAGGUGAAAGAAGAGGAUGUCGAUGAAAAAGAGAAGGCCCUGCCCAAGGAGGAUCGCAGCAACUUCAAGAAAAGUUCUGAGGAGGAUCAAGAGAAAUUGAAGAAGAAGCAGAAGGAGCACACAAAGGACGCGAAGAAGGACAAGGACAAAGAAGUGAAAGAGAAUCGAUAUCCAAAGAAGGAGACAAACGAAAAGGAGGAGGCUGAUGAAAAGGAGGUGAAAGACACAGAGCCUGUAGCUACAUGUGCAGCUGUCCUGGUCGACUCGGAUCAAGAAGAGGAUGCAGUCUUCAUGGACGACCGAGGGCCACUGAUCAAGGAUGAGAAGGUCCCAACCAAAGAACAGGAAGAGAAGGCCGACAGCAUCAUGAAGGAGAAGGCCACAGUGCACAAGGAGACAUCAGAGAAAGAGGAGUCAGAGAAGACACAGAAGGCGGAGGAAAAGAAAGUUAAUGAAGAGAAGGCAGAGAAGACACAGAAGGCGAAGGGCUUGGCGAAGGAAGAAAAGAUCAUGAACGAAGACAAGAACGAAGAGGAGGGAGUGAGAGCGAAGCAGACACGGAAGGCAAGGAAAGCUGACAAAGAACAUGAGGAGGCAGAGGACGCAGAGAAGACAGAUGAAGAGGCGCUCCUAGUGGCUGCAAAGCUGGCGGCAGACGAUGACGCCUUCGUCCUGCCACAGGAUGCCAAUGUGAAGAGGGGAGUGAGUAUCGCAUGGUCCAAAUACGCGGUCAAGAUGGGGCAGGGCUUCUUCCGCAGUGUGCAGAUGGUCCUCCAGACGGAGGAAGGAGGACUGGAGACAGAUGGAAAUGUGGAGGCCCUGCGCGAGAACCUGUAUCCACCUCAUAGCCGCUUCAACGAAGAGCUGGUAUCAAGGGCCACUAAGGCACCGUAUCGCUGGCGACAUGCUUGCCUCACUGAGUUGCAGGAGUUUUUGAGCAGUGAAAAGAAAGCUGGUCGGUAUCACCCGGUCAUCAGUGGAGAAUCAACGGCCACCACGGUGCCAGCUACAGAGGAAGAGGUGAGGAGGGAAAUCAACAGAGGACGGCAAGCGUUGGGUCGGCACGCAUUGACGACACCUUCACCCAAAGCAGGCACUGCACCAGCAGAUGAGGAGAAAUCCUCCCAACCCAAGCGACCCAAGCUGCCCCAAAGGAGUCAGAGCCAGCAAAUCUUGGCACCUGAGCAGGUAGAAGUGGCAGGAUCAUCUUCUGGCAGCAAACAAGUUGCCACGGCUGUGAAGGCCAAGGCUGCCAAGCCAGCACCACCCAAGGUGGAGCCUGCAAGUGAAGUCAUGACACCGGACACUGCCAAGGCAGUGAGCGAAUGCCUGAAGCGAAAGUCAACUUCUGAAUUGGUGGCCAGAGUGGCCAAACCGGCCAGACCGGAUCCCAAAGCCUCCUCUCAGCAGGCUGACAAAAAGUGUGCAAAGGCCGUAUCCGAAAAGGAUCCUGAUGAGGAGGCUGAGGAGUCGUCGGAAGACGAUGAGAAGGAUGAGAAGUGGAAAAAAGAAGAGGAGAGAUUGAGGGCGAAGAGAGAAGCCCACGCGAGAUAUAUGCGCUUCUCGCGUUCUUUCAAGAGCAAGCGUACGCCCGUGGAGAUUAGGUCCCGCCAAUUUGGAAGGAGAGUUUGGAUGACGAAAUCCGAACUAGUACAGAAGUUCGGUUCGGUGACCGUCGCCGAGGCCAUCAUCAGUGCAAAGGAACACGACGAGGAUGCAAAGCGGAAUCAGAUCCGCGAAACCCGCCAGUAUUUGGUGUGGGACAGUGAGGGAUCAGAAGAUAGUGAGGACACUGUCUGCUCAGAGCUCUUCAAGGCUGCAGAGAAUGGUGCCAGCGACUCCGCAAAGAAGAAGCGCAAGAAAGGAAAGAAAUCCAAGAAGUCUUCGAAGAACAAGAGUGACAAGAAGGACAAAAAGCAGAAGAUGGACAAGGAGUGCUCGGAGGAUGGGGCGAAGCCUUCAGGUGAGGAGAAGCCUGCAGGAAAGCAGGAGACAGAUGAACAGAAAAGGAAGCGAGAGCUCAAGGAGGCUGAAGAUGCCAAGAAGAAGCAGGAGAAGGAAGAAGCCGCAGCAAAACUGAAGGCGCAGAAGGAAGCGGAGAAAGAAAAGAAUACAGAAUUUAAGAAAGACCAGCGCAAAGGAACCCAGGCAUUGCAAAAGAUCAACAACUACAUUGCGACCGCGACAAGCCUGGAGGACAAGCUUCACACGAUGAGCCUUGGCCAACCAAACUGGGUCGAGAGCAAAUCUGUGCAAGAUGCGAUCUUGACGGAGGUCAAGCCCCACAUCGUGGCAAUGCGCAGUGCCAGAAACAAGUUGCAAAAAUCAUACGAUGCGGCCAAGGUUGGCAAUUUGGAAAGGAUGCCUGAGAUGAUCACUGAAGCCGGCGAAGCUGGUACAUCAUUCCAGCAGUUUGGAGAUGUCUCGCGCUGGUGUGAAUUCAUAUUGGGAUCAUUGUCGUGGGAUGCGCGAGCCUUGGGCAUGCGUCUGCCUUUGUGCCGCUCACAUUGGAAAUUUGCAGUCACCGAGUUGCGCGGUGACUGGGAAUUUCACCGCGACACCUGGAGGCUUUUGCUCUGUGAGGACUUUCAGUAUUAUGGUGCUGGGACCUUUGCUGAGCAAUUGGAUGUAGCCUACCGGGACUUUGUAGGGCUUUGCCGCGUUAAGAAGAAAGAUGGCACCGAGCUGCUCACCGCAAAAGCUUUCAACGGACGAUUGAUUUUGAGUUGGUUGAGUCAUACCCUGCUGGUGGCGGUGCUCUACGUCAUCGCUGGAUUUAUGACGAUCUCCAUUGGUCAGGAUCCCAUCACGCAGCAGAUUGGAUUGGAUCGCUAUUUUGACACGAUCCCUGCCACCAUGUUCACAGCCUUUCGCUGCUUCAACGGUGAAUGUGUCACUGAGCAUGGCCAUGCGAUUCCAUUCAUGUUGUCCGAGAGAUUUGGCCUACCCUUCCAGCUGGCCUAUGUGGCCAGUUACAUGUUGGUGACCAUGGGAAUUUUCAAUGUGAUUUUGGCAGUCUAUGUUGAUAUCACGAUGAGAGCGGCCAAGGAGAAUGAUGUGCAAACAGCCGAAGCCUACUCACGGGAAUCCAUCCGAAUCGCUCGCACCACGCGUGAGCUUCUCAAACGUUUUGUGGCGGCGUACCACGCAUUCAUCGACAUGGCCCCUGGGCGUCCAUGGUGUAAAGAAGCAAGCAGCCAACCACCCACCGAUCGUUUCACUGAACGGCGACGGACCACUGUUGCUCGGACAUUGACACGUGGCAAGGAGCUUUUCUUGCUGGUCAUUCAGGACAAGAAGAUCCAACGGCUAAUGGAUGAACUGGACCUACCACCCGACCGUGCCAAUUUGCCACAUGACUGA
Durusdinium trenchii is the source of this 4029-nucleotide messenger RNA. Lineage: Eukaryota; Dinophyceae; Suessiales; Symbiodiniaceae. The record is from the annotation of a GenBank genome assembly.